Andrographis paniculata is the source of this 1337-nucleotide messenger RNA. Its product is annotated as NAC domain-containing protein 21/22-like. The record is from RefSeq and is a predicted model, not a curated record. Gene Ontology annotation, molecular function: DNA binding. Bases 169 to 1050 code for a protein of 293 amino acids. The transcript has 3 exons. Gene Ontology annotation, biological process: regulation of DNA-templated transcription. Lineage: Eukaryota; Viridiplantae; Streptophyta; Magnoliopsida; Lamiales; Acanthaceae.
UACCCAGUGCCACUCAUGAUCUUAUCUAUCUAUCUAUAUAAGGCAGUUAGUCAGUCAUAUCGAGCAACCUAAGCUACGCUAAGAUUCCUACUACCUAGCUACCUACUAGUUUGAAUUGGCUAUCUGGCUAGCUGUAUCGUUAAUCUCAUUAUAUAUAUAUAUAUAUAUAUGAUGUCAAUGAGCAGCAGCAGCAGCAGGUUGAGGAGUGUGGAGGAAAGGCUGCCAGCGGGAUUCAGAUUCCAUCCAAGAGAUGACGAAUUACUCUGCGAUUACCUCCUCAAUUGGGUACUCGGAUUCCAUCACUCCUCCCCUACCCCUACCCCUACCCCUACCCCUACCCCUACCCCUAAUCUCUUGGUCCAGGUCGACCUCAAUAACUGUGAGCCUUGGGAUCUCCCUGAGAGUGGUUGUGUAGGGGGCAAGGAAUGGUACUUCUACAGCCAGCGGGACAGGAAGUACUCGACGGGGACGAGAACCAAUCGAGCCACCAUAUCAGGCUACUGGAAGGCAACCGGCAAAGACCGCCCCGUCUUCCGCCGCCACCUCGUCGGCAUGAGGAAGACCCUCGUCUUCUAUCAGGGCCGCGCCCCCGCCGGAACUAAGACCCACUGGGUCAUGCAUGAGUUCCGCCUUGAAGGGCCCACCGUGCCUGCCGCGGAGGACUGGGUUCUAUGCAGAGUCUUGUACAAGAAAGCUACACCCCCGGAAGGAGGAGGGGGAGGAUUCAUGGAAGUGCCAAUCGGACACAACAAUCAGCAUGUGCCCUGCUUCUCCAUUUUCAGGCCUAAUCAGAUGACGAGCCCUGCUCUUACUGAUCACAACGGCAGUUCAUCAUCAAUUAGGGCGUCGCCGGUUGAGCUUGGACUAUAUAACUGGAAUCCUUCUUCGUCAUCAAACGAUUCAUGUUAUGAUGAGGAGAUUAUGAGGGCGGCGUGGAACAAUCAUCUGAUGAUCAUGUCAAAAGUGGACAGCAACAAUAGUAAUGGUUAUAAGGACUGUGACAACAAUAGCAGUGGAUUAAUGAUGAAGGGAUUCCCAAGCAUUGUGUAAGGAAAGAAGUUCAUAUGCUACUACGACGACGACAUCUACAUUCUACAGCCUACCACUCGAUGCUCAAGUACUUGUAAUUUCUAUGAUGUGAACAAAAUGUAGACGGUAUUUUGGAGUUUUGCCUAUUGUAGUAUAAUCAAUACCAAGUAUUACAUGUAUGCAAGGUCUUUCUCGGUGGCUAGCUCAUUAGGAGCGGAGAUAUUCGAUGAGAUUAUGGCAUAUAUAUGUUUAAGUGGUUAUGUAAUGCGUUUUGUAUUUAAUAAGAUCAAAGUUUCCUCCUUGGAACA